CCGUGUUUGAAGAACAAAUCUCGGUUAAUGUUUUUUUCAUGAGCGAAACUCCCGACGUCUACUAAUCCUCUCUUCGCCCUACUUCGUCGACCAAGGCAGUGAGGAGGCUAUUUCUAGAAACAUCAGCUUUUUAAAGUUCGUCCAUCUCCGCUGAAUUAUCAAGAAAGUUGGACUUUUGUGAAGACGCCACGGAAAACAGGUGUUUUGAUAAGAUGCGGUGCGCCAAAUGUUGUUGGAUUGUCUUCGUCAUAUUGAUUGGGUUAUGGACGGGCGAGGCUCAAGAAUGUGGUCGGCCACCAAUGAUGAACAGGAUUGUUGGAGGUUAUUCUGCGUCAGAAGGUGCUUGGCCUUGGCAGGUGGAUAUCCAGAAAUUUACAGAAGGACACGUGUGUGGAGGAAGUAUCAUCUCGGAAAGCUGGGUCUUGUCUGCUGCACAUUGCUUUCCCAACCCUAAUGACAUCUCCUCCUACACGAUUUACGUGGGCCGAACGCAGCUGAACGGUUGGAACCCGGACGAGUCGAGCCAUGGUGUCCGUCGUGUGGUGGUUCCUCUGGGUUACACUGACCCUGAGUUUGGUCAGGAUAUUGCUCUGGUAGAGCUAAGCACACCUGUUGUGUGGUCUGACCGCAUUCAGCCUGUGUGCUUGCCAUAUGCUAAUGUGGAGUUCAGCAGCGACAUGAAGUGCAUGAUCACCGGAUGGGGUGACAUCCGAGAGGGAGUUGCUCUACAGGGGGUUGGCCCAUUGCAGGAAGUCCAAGUGCCAAUCAUUGACUCGAACACUUGUCAGGAUAUGUAUCUGACAAACCCCACAAAUAACAUCGACAUCCGCAGUGACAUGAUGUGUGCUGGCUUCCAAGAAGGGGGCAAAGACGCCUGCCAGGGUGACUCCGGUGGCCCUCUGGUGUGUGAGAUCAGCGAUGGUAGUUGGGUGCAAGCUGGAAUCGUGAGCUUCGGUCUCAGCUGUGCUAAAGCGAACCGACCUGGAGUCUAUGCUAAAGUGUCCAGCUUUAGUAACUUCAUCCAAAACCACGUUGGAGGAGUCCAGCUCAAGAGCGCAUCGAGUCACAACUGGGCCGACCGGGUCAUGGUGAUCAUCAGGACUCUAACUCUGCUGGUAUUGGUACAGAUUCUGAGAUAGAUGCACAUUAAUCCUUACAGAAGCGAAAAGACCACCCCCAAAUACCGUCCUACAUAAAGAGAGAUUUUAAUGCCAUACGUGGCUUUUUAAUCAUUUUUUUUUUAAACAACUAUAUUAUGUAGUUUACUAUUUUGUUUGUACCAAAGUUACACAGACAUACAUGAAUGAUAUGAAAUCAUUACAUGAAUUUAUUUUACCUGCUCACUUGAUUGUUAUAAUCUUAACUUUAAUCUGAAAUUUGUACUGAUUAACACAGAUGAUUAUACUGUGUAAUUUAACUGUGCAAAAAUGCCACUUUUCAACUGAAUCGACUCAAAUCCAGAUGAACAGAUCUGUGAGAUUUGACAAUCAUAAUGCAAACUGAAGUAUAAAUGGCCUCUUAACAAUUGAGCCAACCUUUUGCACAGUAAUAAUACAUGUUAUGUACCUUUAAAUCAGCACGUUUAAAAGUUUAAGUUCGAGAACAAUUAGAUGUUUACAGAGUCAGUCAGUUGUAUUUUCGUACCUAUUGGUGACUGCUUCUCUUGAAAUGUUGUAAAUAAAACUUUUUUAAUUACAGUGA
This is a messenger RNA of Pimephales promelas (fathead minnow), 1701 nucleotides long. RefSeq names its product serine protease 33. NCBI's taxonomy places the organism in Eukaryota, Metazoa, Chordata, Actinopteri, Cypriniformes, Leuciscidae. Gene Ontology annotation, biological process: proteolysis. The record is from RefSeq and is a predicted model, not a curated record. Gene Ontology annotation, molecular function: serine-type endopeptidase activity.